UGAGCCCUACCUGUGACUCCCUAACGAGGCUUCAGAGGGCCUGAGCUAGGGCUGAGAGAGUAAGUGACGACAGCUAAGAGGCUGUCUCCAAGGUCAGCUCUCCUUCCCUGCUGGGCCUGGAAGGGUUAAAUGAGGGGGCCUUUCUCCCGCCCCACUCGCUCUCCAGCGGGGAUUCCAGGCCUGGCUUUUGCCCUUUCCCCCCCAGCCUGCCCAGAACAAAGGCCCUUUCACACCCGUGUCCCGGUGUCCCGGGCCUUCUCUGACUCAGAAGCUAGUGGGUUUUGGGGACAGGGCCUUUGUCGGGUCUCCCACAAGCAACCCCACCCCGGGCUAGCGUGGGAGAAUGAGGGGCCUGGCCCCGGGACCAGGAGGGAGGGGCCUAUGAGCUGGGGCCGCCCGGGGAUAAGCCGGGCCUUUGCGGGCCAGUGCGGAGGAGCCGGGGCGGAGCCGCAAGGCCCGGCCGGCCAGGGGAGUGUGACUCCGUGGGCCUGGGGUGGAGGGGUGGGGGCGGGCAGGCAAAACUGCAGCUGGCUGGGAAUCGGGGCUGGUUUCCUGUCUGGAAGGGAAGGGGCCCGCAGAGGGGAGCGGGGGCAGCAGCAGACAGGCACACCCCUGCCUUUCUCCCUCCCUCUUUUCCCUUCUGCUGGAAAAGCGAGCUGGGAGAACAGCUGCCACCAAAGCAAGACUGGACACUCUGUGCCCAGAGCCCCUUCUGCAGCUGGCCUCCCCUCCGGGGACCCCACUUAUCCUCACCUCGCUUUCCUUUCCUCCCGUGCCUGGCUCCCACCAGGGCCCUGGAACAGUGGUAGGCAAGGAAAGUUUGUUGCAACAGCCAGAGGGGUCUAACAGGAGUGCAGAGGGACAGGGGCAGCCUCUGCCCUCUGCCCAAGAGCUGCCCACCUCUUUCAAGACCAGGGGAGCAGUGGGAGGAGGAAUUGUGAGGCAGCGUGGUACCUGCCAGCCCCCUCCGUCUGGAGGGUCUGACAAGGGAAGAGGCACUGGGGGGCACAGAGAUGCAGGACAGAUUGCACAUCCUGGAGGACCUGAAUAUGCUCUACAUUCGGCAGAUGGCGCUCAGCCUGGAGGACACAGAGUUGCAGAGAAAGCUAGACCAUGAGAUCCGGAUGAGGGAAGGGGCCUGCAAGCUGCUGGCAGCCUGCUCCCAGCGUGAGCAGACUCUGGAGGCCACCAAGAGCCUGCUGGUGUGCAACAGCCGCAUCCUCAGCUACAUGGGCGAGCUGCAGCGGCGCAAGGAGGCGCAGGUGCUGGGAAAGACAGGCCGGCGGCCUUCUGACAGUGGGCCGCUCGCUGAUCGCUCCCCUUGCCGAGGCCGGGUCUGCAUCUCUGACCUCCGGAUUCCACUCAUGUGGAAGGACACAGAAUAUUUCAAGAACAAAGGUGACCUGCAUCGCUGGGCUGUGUUCCUGCUGCUGCAGCUAGGGGAAGACAUUCAGGACACAGAGAUGAUCCUGGUAGACAGGACCCUCACGGACAUCACCUUUCAAAACCAUCUGCUCUUCACUGAGGCAGGGCCGGACUUUGAACUGCGGCUAGAACUGUAUGGGGCCUGCAUGGAAGAGGAAGGGGCCCUGGCUGGCGCCCCCAAGAGGCUUGCCACCAAACUCAGCAGCUCCCUAGGCCGUUCCUCCGGAAGGCGAGUCCGGGCAUCGCUGGAGAGUGCUGGGGCUUCGGGUAGCAGUCCCAUCCUGCUCCCCACCCCAGCUGUGGGUGGCCCUCGUUACCACCUCUUAGCUCAUACCACGCUCACCCUGUCAGCAGUGCAAGAUGGCUUCCGCACACAUGACCUCACCCUUUCCAGCCAUGAGGAGAACCCUGCCUGGCUGCCCCUUUAUGGUAGUGUGUGUUGCCGCCUGGUGGCUCAGCCUCUCUGCAUGACUCAGCCCACUGCAAGUGGUUCCCUCAGGGUGCAGCAAGCUGGGGAGCGGCAGGACUGGGCACGAGUGCACGGAGUCCUGAAAGGCACAAACCUCUUCUGUUACCGGCAACCUGAAGAUGCAGACACUGGGGAAGAGCCACUGCUUACUAUUGCAAUCAACAAGGAGACUCGAGUCCGGGCAGGGGAGCUGGACCAAGCCGCAGGCCGGCCCUUCACCCUGAGCAUCAGUAACCAGUAUGGGGAGGACGCAGUGACACACACCCUUCAGGCAGAGAGUCGGGGAGCCCUGCAGAGCUGGAUGGAGGCUCUGUGGCAGCUUUUCUUUGACAUGAGCCAGUGGAAGCAGUGCUGUGAUGAAAUCAUGAAGAUUGAAACCCCUGCUCCCCGGAAACCACCCCAAGUACUAGCCAAGCAAGGGUCCUUGUACCACGAGAUGGCUAUUGAGCCGCUGGAUGACAUUGCAGCAGUGACAGACAUCCUGGCCCAGCGGGAGGGCACGAGGCUGGAGACGCCCCCGCCCUGGCUAGCCAUGUUUACCGAACAGCCUGCCCUGCCUAGUCCCUGCUCGCCUGCCUCAGUGGCCCCAGCUCGGACCCACCCCCUGCCCUGGGGGCGACCCCGAACGUUCUCCCUGGAUGCUGCCCCGCCAGACCACUCCCCUAGGGCUUCCUGCUCCAUUGCCCCUCUCCCCCCGCAUCCAUCGCCACGGUCCAGAGGCCUCUGCAGCAAAGGCGCGCCCCGCACUUGGCUCCAGUCACCGGUGUGAAAGAGAAAGGUACUGGCAACAGGUUUGGCCAGAAGAGGAGAUGACCUGUGUGCAGCUGGGCUCUGGAUAUGGUGCUGUCUGUAGCAGGUUGGCCAGCUUGGCCUCCCCUUCCUCUGCUGGACUGGGAGCAGGCUGGAGGCGGGGAGCAGAAGCCCCUCAAAGCUGUGGUCGCCGUGGUGUUGAGGGACUCAUUCCUAGGGCUGGCUGGGACCCCCUAAACCCUUCCUGGGAGAAAACUGGAACCAACCCUGCCCUACCUCCUGCACUAACCAGCUUUGAGGAUGGCACUGAAGAGCCCUGAGAGGGAACGCACCUCCCUUGUGGCUCCCACAUUAACCAUUAAAGUUAUUUAACAGCAGCCUUCACCUGGUUCUUGA
Messenger RNA from Hipposideros armiger (great roundleaf bat), 3040 nucleotides. It is a transcript of the gene RTKN, whose product is annotated as rhotekin. Gene Ontology annotation, biological process: septin ring organization; signal transduction; mitotic cytokinesis. Gene Ontology annotation, molecular function: GTPase inhibitor activity. The coding region runs from base 1014 to 2663 and encodes 549 amino acids. The transcript has 13 exons. The record is from RefSeq and is a predicted model, not a curated record. Gene Ontology annotation, cellular component: actomyosin contractile ring. Lineage: Eukaryota; Metazoa; Chordata; Mammalia; Chiroptera; Hipposideridae.